GCUGCAGCACAAAGAAAGUACACUCCCUACCAGGUUACCAUUCCUGCAUCGCUUGGCGAGUGCACAAAGGAGUGGAUGUCCUUCGUGAUUAAUCAUCCGGAUGCUGCUGCUGUGCAGCAUGACUUUGAGUGGGUACAUGGCAUGCUGCAAACUCGCUCAAUGUCUAAACUUUCUUGCCUGGCUUUAAAAGUCAAUGCCAAAAAACCCACCUCAAAUCUUGCAAGAAAUCAGAUGUGGGUGUUUCACCGCAUGCGGAACAACCCCAUAUCAAAGCCUACAUGGUGUUCCAUUUGUGUCUGAGAGCAAAGCAAUGGUGUUCGAGAAGCUGGUAUCUCCGAGUCAAAUGCUGAUCCUUGUGUUCUGUCUAGAGAUGAUCCCUGACUCCGAGUAACGUUAAUUCAUGAAAAGUUGCAUAGAAACGAGGAAUGCGUUCUACAGUUUAGUCAGAUCACUUAACCUCGAAGCAGUCAAGAGUGCAUAUGCCAGUGUCACGACGAGCAGCCAUGAGAGGGAUCAUGCACAGUGCAGGUUUUUAUGUAACCUUUUAAUCCAUGCCCUUGGGAAGCUGGGUGCCUUGGACGAAGCCAAGGAGGUUUUCUUGCAGAUAAGACACCCAAAUGUCUUCUCGUGGAACAUUUAUAUCCGGUGCUGUGUCGAUAAUGGGCUCUUUGAUGAAGCGAAAGAAGCCUUUCACCGUUGUAGCGCAAGAGAUGUCGUCACCUGGACCACCGUCUUCCAGGCGUAUGCCCACAAUGGGCAUACUCACGAGGCAAGGCUCUUGUUUGAUAAGAUGCCACAAUUUGAUCUCAUAUCGUGGAACGCAAUGUUGAGUGUCUUGGCAGAUGCUGGACAAGCGUUGGAGGCAAAAUACCUUUUUGAUAUCUUUCCAGAGCGCUCGGUGGUGUCGUGGAACUUGAUCCUGCAAGCGUAUGCCGCGAAAGGACAACUUGAAGAAGCGAAAAGAAUCUUCUAUCUCAUCCCUGUCACUGAUGUGAUCUCGUGGACGACGAUGGCUUCUUCGUUUGCACAAAGCGCUUAUGCCCAAACCGGACAGAUGGAGAAAGCCAAGAUGGUCUUCGAGGAAAUGCCCGAGAGGAGCUCCUUGUCUUGGGCUUCGAUGCUGCAAAGCUACGCUCGGAAAGCUCUUGCGAUAGAAGCCGCGUCCUUGUUCCAGAAAAUCCCACAACGGACCUUGGUCGUGUUCACGCUCAUGCUCGAAGCUUAUGCUCAAUCUGGAAAUCUCGACGAGGUAAAGAGGAGCUUCGACUCAAUGCCACAGCAAAACUUAGCAGCCUUCACGAUCCUUGUCUCGGUCUACGCUCGCUGCGGUCGUAUCGCAGACGCUCAGGAGUUCUUCCACGCCAUGCCUCAGUGGGACACAGUCGUGCUGAACGUGAUGAUCGAAGCCUUCGCGAGCAGCAGGAUGAUGAGCGAGGCCAGGAGCAUCUUCGACGGCAUGGAAACUCGAGACCGCGUGACUUGGACGGCGGUGAUCGUGGGAUACGCUCGCUGUGGACUCCUCCAAGAAAGCCGGAGCUUGUUCGAGAGGAUCCCCGACGCUGACACCGUUUGCUGGGGAGCCAUCAUCGCGGCUUACUGCCACAGUGGGCUGGUCCAGGAUGCUCUCGAGCUCUUCCACUCGAUGAAUCUCCAUGGCAUCCAGGCCAGCGAGGUGGUCUUCUUGAGCGUUCUCAGCUCCUGCAGCCAUGGAGGGUUAGUCCGCCAAGGCCUCGGCUAUUUUCUGUCGAUGGAGGCGGACUUUGGCGUGGUAGCGUCGAGAGACCACUACGUUUGCGUCGUCGAUCUUCUGAGCAGGGCUGGACUGCUGGGUGACGCGCAAGACUUGGUAACACAGAUGCCUUAUUCACCCGAUGAAAUUGCCUGGAGAACACUGCUUGGUGCAUGCAGCACACACAGUGACGAGGAGAUGGGAGCCAAAGCAGCAAACAAGUCUGUGACGCUGGGAUCGGGCGAUCCAGCUCCAUACGUGUUAGUCUCAAACAUAUAUCAACUAGUUUAGUUGAAAGCAUACUAUUCUUC
This is a messenger RNA of Selaginella moellendorffii, 2040 nucleotides long. RefSeq names its product pentatricopeptide repeat-containing protein At4g02750-like. The coding region runs from base 401 to 2020 and encodes 539 amino acids. Gene Ontology annotation, molecular function: RNA binding; protein binding. The record is from RefSeq and is a predicted model, not a curated record. Gene Ontology annotation, biological process: RNA modification. NCBI's taxonomy places the organism in Eukaryota, Viridiplantae, Streptophyta, Lycopodiopsida, Selaginellales, Selaginellaceae. The transcript has 2 exons.